Molecule: messenger RNA, 1705 nt
Organism: Camellia sinensis
Lineage: Eukaryota; Viridiplantae; Streptophyta; Magnoliopsida; Ericales; Theaceae
Product: hyoscyamine 6-dioxygenase
Source: RefSeq, a predicted model, not a curated record
UAGCCUUUGGCAUUUGUCCCAAUCAACUUCAACGACUACUAUAGGAAAAUGGAAUUCAACUCAAACUAUUUGGAAAGAAACUUUGAACUAAACGAAAGAUCAUUAGGUACACAAGCAGCUUGCCCAGCCUCAUCGUUAUGCAGCUUCGAAAACGAAAAAAAGGGCCUAAUUUCGAGGUUGAGUUUCAUGUGACGAAAUAUUUUUGGAAGGUCAACACCAAAGCUACUCAAGGAAGGUAAAUGUAAUUUUAGAAACUUAAAGGGAGGCUUCUGCAACUAUCAUAUAGCUGAGGGAAGGUCAGUGUAAUUUAUCCAUUAUAUAAAUCCAAGUUUAUCAUUGGCUCCUCCCCUCCAGAACUCGUGAGAAGAUAAUAUGUCGACUCUUCUUUCAAGCUGGUCUAAGGAUGUUAACACCGUGCCACAAAAAUUUGUCUUCCCACCGGAAGAAAGGCCAGGAGACCUUCCAGCUCCUCUAUGCAAGGGCAUUCCAGUCAUUGAUCUACAACAAUCAGGGGGUCAUCAUGACAGAGCUGAUUUACUUCACCAAAUUAUAAAAGCUAGCCAAGAUCUUGGCAUGUUUCAGGUGAUCAACCAUGGAGUAUCAGAGGAACUAAUGGAUGAUACAAUGAGUCUGUUCAAGGAGUUCAUUGACAUGCCUGAAGAAGACAAGGCCAGUUAUUUUUCUGACGACACAAGUAAGAGCUUCAUGCUCUUCGCAGCCAGUUCUAAUUCUAAUUUGAAUAAGAAGGGUAAUGUUACCUACUGGAAGGAUUCAUUGAAACAUAGUUGUCACCCUUUAGAGGAUCACAUCCAAUCGUGGCCUGAAAAGCCUGCUAGAUACCGGGAGGUUGUUGGGACAUAUUCAUUGGAAGUGAGGAAGUUAAGCUUGAGGAUUUUAGAUCUGAUUUGUGAAGGAUUGGGAAUUGAAGAGGGGUAUUUUGCAGAUGAACUGAGUAAAACCCAAGCACUGGUAGUUAAUCAUUACCCGCCAUGUCCAAACCCGAGUUUGGUCUUGGGAGUCAGUGCACUUUGACCAAAUCUCUUAACCAUGCUUCAGCAGGAGGAGUAUGGGCUUCAAAUGUACAAGGAUGAGCAGUGGUUGGUGUUGAACCUCUCCCUCAUGCAUUUGUUAUCAACAUAGCUAACCAAUUAGAGUUGAUCAGCAAUGGGAUGCUAAAAAGUGCUAAACAUCGAGCAGUGACAAAUUCAAGCAUUGCUAGGACAUCCAUAGUCACUUUUAUUGCUCCAUCUAGAGAAUGCGUCAUCGAACCUGCAAAAGCACUUGUUAAAUCAAGCAAUCCCCAACUGUUCAAAGGAGUUCAUUAACACUUGCACGCCCAAGAUUAAAGACCCUAAAGAUACGACGUUGAAGUCAUACAGGCUCCAAGCUUAAGUUAUGGUCUGUGGAAGGAAAAUGCAAAUCCAAUUAGAGAAGUCAUAACGUAGUUUCACGUAAUUGAUUAAACUGCUUGGUUACAUUCUCAGAAUAAAAUGCAAUUCAUUCUGCAGCUCAACCCAAACUAAUGCCCGUUAUAGUUUUUCAUAACUCGCUGUGAACCUUUUCGAUUAUUAAUAGCGGCUCGUGAAGUAGCCCUCUUUCUUUACAAAAUGAGUGGAUACAUGCCCCUUUAAUUACUUUCCAUUAUAUGUAAACCGACAUUAGUUGAAUGCAAUUUCCAAGCACACUUCUGUUACUACCUAUCAAA